AUGCUGAUGUACUUUCUUAGAGUAGCUCCAGCGCUGCUAUCAAGCUGGGCAAAAGCCCCCCCUGGCAAGCCCAAUGCAGCUCCAGGGCACCACUUGCAGCCCGGGCAAGCCCAAGGGCAGAUUUUGCCUGGGCUUCAGCCCGAGGGCGCUGAUGUUAUGCUGACGUCAAAACCUCAGGAGAAUGUUAAGCAAUCGUUCUGUCCGUAUCAGAAAGCACCACUCUCUCUCUCUCGUAAAACCCCCAACCCCUAA
This is a messenger RNA of Prunus armeniaca (apricot), 252 nucleotides long. NCBI's taxonomy places the organism in Eukaryota, Viridiplantae, Streptophyta, Magnoliopsida, Rosales, Rosaceae. The record is from the annotation of a GenBank genome assembly.